CUUUCCUCAAACAUCCGGCACCAAGUAUUUCUUGUUCUUCUUAAGGAAAGUGAGAGCUGCGUGUCGUUAAAGAUUCAGAGAAGAAUUAAACAAAAACACCGACAAGAUUUGCGGGAUUUGUACUUGGAGGAUGUGCGGUAUGGAUGUGGACCUGGAUGAUGGGGGUUCAGGCGAGGAGGAGAAAGAGGAGGAGUUCUGGAUGGGGGAGGGAGUGAAGAUGCUGCCCCCUCCUGUGGCCCACAGUGGGGGCAGUGCGUGGGGCAGCCGGCGGGGCAGGUGUGGCUGCUUGGUGUGUGGGGCAGGUCUUGUCCUGUGGAACCUGUGUGUGGUGUUAGCCAGCGCACUGCUCCUGGCUGUGGUCUUCUCGCUGGUGCUGCUGCCUGCGAUUCUGCUGCUGUAUGUUGGGUUCCUCUGCCACUCCAGGGUCCUUGAUGCAAACUCUGCCAUCUGCAGUUACCUUGACGACAACAGCUGCUCCGCCCUCAUCAUCCUGGGCUUUGUGAUGAUGUCCCCACUCGUGGUUGUGGCGGCCGCCGUCUUCUGCGGGUUACUCCGGAGGUUUCGACUCCUGCUUUUCAUUCAGCCAAUCACGCGUGCCUGGUACCGAGGGCGGUUGCUGGACUGGAUGGGCGGCAUCCAUGCCUGGGUCUGAACAUCACCAUCUGAUGGGUGAAAGCGCUAAAAGUUUGGCGGAAUCACAAUGUUUUUUAAGAGUAAAUCUAUCAAAGAGACACAGGUAGACUAAAUAAUAGAAACAUCUCACAAUGCAAUCAUUCUGCAGUGAGUUACUGUACAGCGGACACAAAUAUGACUCCAUGUUUUAAUGACUACAAAGGUCAAAUAAUUAAUUUAAACCCUGUUGUGCAGCUCUCUGCAUGUGCACAUCAAUAUUAUAUUCUUUCUUCCUCUCUUUUGUCAAGCUUCAGGGCCAGCGGGUUAAUGAAAACACUGAGUGUUGUUUGAGUUUGCUUCCACUUAAUUUCCUCUUUAGUGUUCUACACACAUGCUAAUUUUAAAUGUUCUACAUUACAUAGCAUCCUUCAAGUCAGAGAAAUGACAGCCAAGCUGCUGUGUUGUGUCCUUGGUAAUGUUAGGUGACGCAAUAUCAGGAUCAAGAGAGAUUUAAAGGGAUACUUCAACAUUUUGGCAAAUUCGUCCAUUGCCAUAAUUCCUGUAGUCUUAGUAAUAGGUUCAUUUCCUUUAGUUGUCGGUGCAAGCUGUCGGGGACCAAUAUACCAGCUGUACAGCUAACGCUAUGGAAGCAGACAGUAUUUUUUUGCUUUCCCUCAUCAAACUCAUCAAAUACACAACUCCAAAACACUCUCGUGGACAGGUUGUGAUCUGUACAUUCAUUCUAUUCAUUCUAAUAGUCCACAAUUUGUCUGAAAGUCCACGAUUAGUACAGAGUGGGUAAAGUCUGGCUCAGACUGCACAAAUUCAGCCAGAUUUUGGCCUGACAGCAAUGUCACAACUCAUUAUCAAAUGUGGGGUUUGAUUAUGAGCAUCAGGAAUAACUUUCUUUAACUGGCAGCCUGAGGGCCACAUCAGGCUCCCGUAGGCUUUCCACCUGGCCACCAGAAGUUUCCUAAAUUCAGAAAAUGUGAGCAUAAAAUAUAUGUUGUGGUAUUUAGUUUUUUUUUUUUUUUUUUAUCCCCAAAGCUAUUAAAACAGACCCAAAAACAAUUAAGAUAGGAAAAGUGUUAUCAGGAAUGACUCAGUGUUUGAUAUAUUUUUUAUAAAUCCACUUAUCAGCCAUUAUUAAACAUGAUCCAAUCAGCUAUUCUUGAUUAAAGCUGCUGUUUUCAUUAUCAACUUUCCAUGUCAUGGUCUUUGAGAGCGCAAUAUCCUGGCCUAAGAAUCAACACCAAAUCAGGAAACACUGUAUUGGCAUUAAACUCAGCCAUAACAGUCAUAACAGCCCUAGAAACAUUCAGCUAAAAUAUCUCAGUUGCCCCCUUGUGGCUGGCCAUGGUAUAGGAACUAAUAAUCUUACUUUUAGAGGCUAAAAUGGCACACAUUCUAAAGAAAAUUAAAAAAAAGAUGUUUUGAAUAUGUUCAUUUAUUUGAAUGUCAGUCCCCCAAAGAGUCCAUUAAUGUAAGGACAAAGCUGUCCCUUGUACAAAUGUAGUUGAUAAUCCCUGCUCUACAGAGUUUCUAUUAUCAAAUGGCGGCUUCUGCUAAAAGCUUCUAUGGAAAAGUACUUGUUUGAAAUGCUGCAAAACCAGGAGUGACCCCAGGGAAAAAUUAGACAUGUAGUCUGGUACACAUGUAAGCUGACUCAUUGCAGUUGACUUCAAAGGGCCCGGCCUUUGUAGCCUGCGUAGACUGCUCAGUUAAAACUGAAAUGAGAUGGCCUCACUUACAAAAUAAUCCUGCUUAGCUGAGGUCUGUGGUUGAGGUAAACAUCAUUGGUAGCUACUUCAUUGAGCUGAAAACCAUUCAUUGCAUUUAGAGUGUAUUAUUCAGCAGUUUCAGAGUCUGAAUUGGUGCCACAAAGGGCCAUGAAUAAUACACUGAAUGGAUCUCCACUGGCUGGGGAAAGAAUCACUGUUUUGUCAGCUGCUUUUAAAGGAAAUUGCACAGCCUUCAGUGCUGUUGUGACAUAAUCGGUAUUCAAAUUUGUGCUCUGAAGGCUGAAGCCCCUAACAUGGGCCUUAGCGCUAAUUAGUGUUCUGAACAACAGCUUUAGACCUCAUCCCAUAUGUUAAACCACAAUGUUUAGUCAGCACACCUCAAUUGUUGUUCUGAAUACACCAACUACAGAUUAAAUACUGUUUAGCUUUGUAAAAUUUGGAAAGAGUCAUGCUAGCCUUAGCCCUCUUUGUCCAAAGAGUUUACAUUCAAAAUGUUUAAUUGAAACACACUGUUGUACUGGUUUAUUAUUGUGAGAUGUCUCGAUUGUUUCGUCUAAUCUGCUUACACUUAAAGUAAUUAAAGAUUUUAAAGGGAUAUCCUUAGAUCCAUCGUAGCAUUUUUUUUAUCCCAGUCUUUCUCCCUUUAAUUUAAAAACAGACUAAUUUUCAGUGUUUUGUAAUGUGACGUCUUCAUACUUAACAUCCUUAGCUACUAUAGCUAAACAUAUUCUGGACUUCUUCUGAUCAGAGAAAACAAAUUAAUAAAAGUGCUUACUAAAUAUUUUUUGUAAAUAAAGGAAAUUAAUUUUCAGAUCAACAUUAGCUCAUUACAAAAGCUUUGACUAAGUAAGACUCAAAGGAAAGAGUUGUUAAUUAUAAGAAAAUAACAGGUGUAGUAAUCGUGAAACAUCUUUUUGUGAUCUUGUGUUGACUGUUUGCUGACUAGUUUGAUGAGUUAAAAUGUGUUCAUUUCUCAGAAAUAUAUUGCUGUGAAUUUAUUUGUGUUGGCAGAUUAGAAAUCUAGUAAAAAUUUAAAGUGUAACUGCAAACAAAAGAGCAGUUGAGUUUAUCUUGGCUGAUUAUACGCCUUAAAACACCCUGAAAAACAGGUUGACUAGUGCUGAAUGUGAGGAUUCAAAAACUUGAUUUUCAUUUGAGUUCAAGUAAAUUGACCAUUAUUAAAUUAGAUUAUUUUAUCUGAUGUAGCAUUGUAAGCAGUCUUGUGGGAGAAAAUUCCAUGUACUAAACAUAUUUGAUCAAGUGGAUCUUUAAUAUCACACUGUGACACGAGGAAACAAUCCUUCCAAACCUAGGUCCAGCUUUGAAAGUGGGAUUUGAAUCAUCAGGGUGGGAGCUCAUUCUGCUGCAGCUUUGCUUCCAGGUCAUUUAAAUUCAUCUGUUGCACACACGGGCUCCACAUUCUUUUUAUCUGCGUGUCAUGGCUCUGUAAUUAGGCGUUCAGAUUUGAGGUUUCAUUUCUCAGAGGAAAAGCCUUGACUCAUCCUGUUCGAGGAACAGUUUUUACUUUUCCUGUACCAGGUAUUAUCAUACAAAGAUGUACUCGUUUGUCAUCUGGACAUAUUUAUUUAUGUGUUAUUGAUCCUCUAUUACUUGUUCAUAUGAAGCCUUGUUAGUUCCAUUAUCUUAAAGAACUGUGCAGGACAAGGGUUAAGUCUGUUUAUUACUAUUAUUACAGGGUCUGAUGCUGGGAAUGUAACACCAAUACAAAUAUACUGCUCUUAUCUGGAAAUCACUUUUUAACCUUUUAUUUCCGGGUUUUUGACAA
This is a messenger RNA of Cheilinus undulatus (humphead wrasse), 4140 nucleotides long. It is a transcript of the gene tmem88bl, whose product is annotated as transmembrane protein 88. The coding region runs from base 131 to 652 and encodes 173 amino acids. The transcript is spliced from 3 exons. Gene Ontology annotation, molecular function: PDZ domain binding. Lineage: Eukaryota; Metazoa; Chordata; Actinopteri; Labriformes; Labridae. The record is from RefSeq and is a predicted model, not a curated record. Gene Ontology annotation, cellular component: plasma membrane.